This is a messenger RNA of Ogataea parapolymorpha DL-1, 609 nucleotides long. RefSeq lists its product as uncharacterized. The coding region runs from base 1 to 609 and encodes 202 amino acids. The record is from RefSeq and is a predicted model, not a curated record. The transcript has a single exon. Lineage: Eukaryota; Fungi; Ascomycota; Pichiomycetes; Pichiales; Pichiaceae.
AUGCUCGUGAUGCAAGCGAUCAAAUACCCGAUUUUCUUUUUUGCGCUUUUCACCUCUGUUCUCAAUGCCUUGGUCAUCUCAGGCAAGCUGGACUUGCCCCAGGAGUCCUUGGCGGAUCCUGCGCGAGUCUGGGUGUCUUUGUCUAAUGAGACGUGGAGCACAAGGUGCCGUCUUGAUCGACGCGGAGAGUUCUCCACGAUAGAUCUAGAGCCCGGUAACUACUCAUUUGUGUUACGGUCGCUUGACUUUGCUCUCUCAAAGACCAACUUCUUCCGUGUCGAGGUCAAUGGUGAUUUCGAAGUCUUUGAAGUGUACCCCGGAAUCGCCGCUACUGACAAUCCGGUUCCGCUUCAAAACAAGUUAAACUUUACUAGCGAGUCAAUUGUCAUCAAGUCGUUUGCAGACGAAGACCAAACGGCAGGCAUCCUGAAAAUGAUCCCCUUCUGGGGACUUUUCCAACAGUAUCCAAUCCUAGGUCUUGUGCUAGCUGCAAUGGCAUUGAUUGCCCUGCUACCGACACUCAUAAGCUUCAUUGAUCCCGAGUUUACGCAACGUGCGCUUGAAACACGACAGCUCGCCAAAGACGAAAACAAGGCAAAGCGUGCUUAG